AUGGCUAAUAUUGAAAAUGUAUUAAUAUUACAAGGAGAUAUAACUAAAUAAGUAACAGUGAAUGAAAUAUUAAAAAAUUUUAAAGGUAAAAAAGCUGAUUUAAUAGUUGAUGAUGGAGCUCCUGAUGUAACUGGGUUUCAUGAUAUGGACUAAUAUUUAUAAUCUUAAUUAAUGGUUGCAGCUUUAAAUAUUUAUGAAAAUAACAGAUAUACAAUAUACCAUGGAGUUAAUGUUGUUUACAAACAAUUCCCUUUUUACCCUUAAUUCGAUAAUUUCCAUCCAAAUGAUUCCCUAUCUGACAUAGAUCUUUUGAAUCUUCAAAAAUGGGGAUUUAACUUAGUUAGACUUCAUUUAGCUUGGGAAGGAGUAGAACCAUUAAGAGGAUAAUACAACAUAACAUAUCUACAAUAAUUAUAAAAAAUAAUAAAAAAAUGUGAAUAAUAUAACAUUAGAGUUUUAUUAGAUGCGCAUUAAGACUUAUUAUCUUAAAAAACAUGUGGAGAAGGUUUUCCUGAUUGGGCAAUUAAAAUUACAAAUUUCCCGUAUCCAUUACCAUUUAAAUUAGAAAAAGACGAAAAAGGAAUUCCCAAAAGAGAAGACUGUUUGAAACAUGAAUUUGGUUUAUAUUAUGCCUCAUUUGAUGUAUAAAAUAACUUUUAGAGAUUUUUAACAAACGAAGAUGGAAUUGCUGAUUCUUUCGCCUAAAUGUGGGGUUUUGUCGCUAAUUUUUAUAAAAACGAGACAAAUGUUAUUGGCUAUGAAAUAAUAAAUGAGCCUUUUGGAAGUUCAGUUUAUUCGGUUUUCUUGAAAACAUUAAAUUCCAAUAAUUUGUAUCUUUUGCCUUUAUAUAAUAAAGUACAUUAGGAAAUCAGGAAAUAUGAUGAUUAAUCCUUACUUUUCUAUGAAUCUGCCUCAUCUGAUAUACUAAAUCUUGGGUUUAUUCAUAAUGUUGGAGGAGAUGAAUAUUUAGAUAGAGAAGUUUAUUCUUAUCAUAUUUAUUGCCCUUUUAUUUCGAAAGAAGGAGAUCCUUUAAAUAAUUAUAUUUGUGAAGGAUUAGAUAAUAUUAUUUUUAAAGGAAAAUUUAAAGAAUUCAAAGGAUUAAAAGUAGGCGGUUUUUUAACUGAAUUUGGAGCUUUGAGUAAUUCUACAAAGGCCUUUUAAGAAAUAGAAAGCGUGGUAAAAAAUUCCGAAUAAAACUUCCAUUCUUGGGCUUAUUGGUAAUUUAAAUAUUAUGGAGAUAUCACUACUUAAUCUAGACCAGGUACUGUGGAGAGCUUUUAUGAUAAUUUUGGGAAUUUAAAUAGUUUAAAAGUAAAAGCUUUGUCAAGAACUUAUGCGUAUAAAAUAUGUGGAAAACCUAUUUAUACGGAGUUUGAUGGUCAAAAUGGAAAAUUUAUGCUUUCGUUUUUUUAUGAAAAUAGUAAGAGUUGUUAAGGAAAAAAUACGGAAAUUUAUUUAAAUGAAGAGUUUUAUUAUUAAAAUGGAGUUAAAUGGGAUUGUGGAAAAGUUAAGUGUUAAUUUUUAAAAAUUAAAGAAAAUUAUUAUUAAUUAAUUAUUUAAAAUUAAGAAAAUAUUUAAGUUGAUUUUAAAAUUUAUUGA
Messenger RNA from Ichthyophthirius multifiliis, 1599 nucleotides. RefSeq lists its product as hypothetical. The transcript has 5 exons. The record is from RefSeq and is a predicted model, not a curated record. NCBI's taxonomy places the organism in Eukaryota, Ciliophora, Oligohymenophorea, Hymenostomatida. Gene Ontology annotation, biological process: methylation; carbohydrate metabolic process. Gene Ontology annotation, molecular function: hydrolase activity, hydrolyzing O-glycosyl compounds; methyltransferase activity.